Molecule: messenger RNA, 3479 nt
Organism: Spinacia oleracea (spinach)
Lineage: Eukaryota; Viridiplantae; Streptophyta; Magnoliopsida; Caryophyllales; Amaranthaceae
Product: calmodulin-binding transcription activator 5
Exons: 14
Coding region: 363-3158 (931 amino acids)
Biological process (GO): regulation of transcription by RNA polymerase II
Cellular component (GO): nucleus
Molecular function (GO): double-stranded DNA binding; protein binding; transcription coregulator activity
Source: RefSeq, a predicted model, not a curated record
AGAAAGUAUUAAAAUGGGUCGUGCUCGUGCUGUGUCGAAUUCGAUCGUGCCAAAGAUUGCAGGCUCUAGACGGAAGAGUACGGCACCCCGGUUCGGUCAGCCAUGCUGAAGUUUGGGGCGUUACUCCAUAUAUAAACCCUCCAAAAUCCUCGACAUUUCUUUUCAUUUCUUUGAAUUUUCUAUCUGCAGAUAAAAAAUAAAAUCGAGUAUCCUUUUUUUAAUAUUCUUUUUAAUCAGAUCAAGAAUUUCUUAUUGUUCUUGCCCUUGAUUGGCUCGUACUGGUGAACUGCUGGGUAUUAAUGAUUCUGCAAAUUAUCAUCUGGGUAUAGUCUGAAUUGCUGCAAAAGGGGUUGAUUCUCAUCAUGGAGAGCGGUUUUAAUGGCGGACUUGGGGGUUAUGAUAUUCAUGGUUUUCGCACCAUGGAAGAUUUGGAUGUCCCAAACAUAAUGAAGGAAGCCAAAAGCAGGUGGCUUCGACCCAAUGAGAUCCAUGCUAUACUGUUUAACUAUACUAAUUUCACCAUCCAUGUGAAACCAGUGAGCUUACCAAGAGGUGGCACAAUCGUGUUAUUUGAUCGUAAAAAGCUGCGUAAUUUUCGGAAAGAUGGUCACAAUUGGAAGAAGAAAAAAGAUGGAAAAACUGUCAAAGAAGCUCAUGAACACCUCAAAGUCGGCACUGAAGAAAGAAUACAUGUGUACUAUGCUCAUGGUGAAGAUAACCCAAAAUUCGUCCGCAGGUGUUACUGGUUGCUUGAUAAGGCUUUGGAACACAUAGUGCUUGUUCAUUACCGUGAAACUCAAGAGUCACAGGUUUCUCCGAGCACGCCGACAAAUUCAAGUUUCCGUUCAGACUUAACUGACUAUUCAGCUUCUCAGCUUCUGUCAAGAGGCAAUGACUGCGUGGUCAAUCAAGUUUAUUACCCUUCCAUGAAAGAGCGUACAGAAUUUGGUGACGGUGUAAGUAUGAACAAUCUUGAUAUGAGACUGCAUGAGAUUAACACACUUGACUGGGAUGAGCUUUUAGUGUCAAAUAAUCCCACUGAAGCAACUUUAACCACCAGAGAACAGAAUCCAUACCUUCAACAAGAUAAGCAACCUUCUACGUUCAGCUCAGAAAAUAAUGGAAGCAGUUUGUUGACCGGACACCCUCAUCCUGGUAUGCUUACUUCCAGAAAUUCAAUGAACCCUGUUGCAGAUACUAGUCUUGCACAAGUCACUCAUGUGGGUGACAUGUUUCUUCCUUUGACGGUGGUUCAAACACAUCAAAAAGAGGAAGGAAGAAUAUAUGGUAUGGGGGCAGUAGGUGCUGGGGAUUUGUCGGACAAAAUGGCAAAAGAUGGUUUGCAAAGUCAAGACAGCUUCGGAAAGUGGAUGAAUGAGAUUAUAGUUGAUUCGCCUGAGUCAGUGGGUGAUCCUUCAUUUGAAUCUUCUUUAGAAACUAGUCAUGGGUCUCUUAUGUCUUCAGGAGCAGUUAACCAUGAAGGCCCUUACCCAGCACAAAUUUUCUGCAUAACUGAUAUAUCACCAACGUGGGCAUACUCAACUGAAGAAACAAAGAUAUUAGUGGUUGGGUUCUAUCAUCAAGAAUAUCGACAAUUAGCAAAGGCUACUGUAUAUUGUGUGUGUGGUGACACAUGUGUUCCUGCUGAAAUUAUACAAGUUGGUGUGUUUCGUUGUAUGGUUUCGCCACAGAGCCCUGGAUCAGUGAACUUUUAUUUGAGCAUUGACUGUAGCACACCCAUAAGUCAAGUGCUCACUUUUGAGUUCCGUUCCCCUGCAAUGACUAAUCCAGUUGUUAGGCAGGACAAGUCUCAGUGGGAUAUGUUCCGGAUACAAAUGAGACUCGCUUAUUUGCUUUUUACCACCUCCAAGAGUCUUGACAUUCUAUCUAGCAAAGUAUCACAGAGUGCUCUGAAGGAGGGGAAAAAGUUUGCUCUAAAAUACUCAAAUACUGCUGAUAGUUGGGCAUACUUCACCAAACUUACAGAAAGUGGUAAGAUCACAUUUGAACGAGCUAAAGACAAUUUGUUUGAACUCUCUAUGAAAAGCAGGCUCAAGGAAUGGUUGUUGGAAAGAGUAGUUGGUGGGAGUAAAAUUUCUGAACGUGAUGCUGAAGGUCAGGGAGUUCUGCAUUUGUGUGCUAUCCUUGAUUACACAUGGGCAGUCUAUCCAUUUUCUUGCUGUGGCCUAUCAUUGGACUUCAGAGAUAAGUUUGGAUGGACGGCUCUUCAUUGGGCUGCAUACUAUGGGAGGGAGAAAAUGGUUGCUGCUCUUCUUUCUGCUAGAGCGAAGCCAAACUUGGUUACGGAUCCAACUUCUGAAAACCCUGGUGGAUGCACAUCUGCUGAUCUUGCAGCUAAGCAGGGUUUUGAGGGCUUAGCUGCUUAUCUUUCCGAAAAGGCCUUGGUUCAGCAAUUUGAAGAUAUGAGGAUUGCAGGAAAUGCUGGUGGCUCACUUGAAACCCAAACUUACGAGACUUCCAAUGCCAACAACAUAACUGAAGAGGAACUCGAUCUAAAGGAUACUCUGACAGCUUAUCGCACAGCAGCAGAUGCUGCUGCACGCAUACAAGUUGCUUUUAGGGAGCAAACACUUAAGCAGAGGAGUAAAAUUGUCGAGUUCUUGAAUCCAGAGACUGAAGCACAAUAUAUUGUUGCAGCAAUGAAGAUACAGCAUGCUUUUCGAAACUACGAAUUACGGAAGCAGAUGGCUGCCGCUCUUCGCAUACAGCAUAGAUUCCGUACUUGGAAACUUCGUAAAGAUUUCCUCAAUAUGCGACGAAAAGUUAUCAAGAUUCAGGCUGCAUUCAGGGGCUUCCUUUUGCGGCAGCAGUACCAAAAGUUUGUUUGGUCAGUUGGGGUGCUGGAGAAAGCCAUACUGCGGUGGAGACUGAGGAGGAAAGGCUUCCGUGGUCUUAAGGUUGAAAUUCAGGAGCCUGUUGAUGAUCAGAGACAAGAAAGUGAUACAGAGGAAGAUUUCUAUCGAGCUAGCAGAAAACAAGCUGAGGAGCGUGUUGAAAAAGCUGUGGUGCGUGUACAGUCUAUGUUCCGUUCAAAGCAGGCACAGCAAGAAUAUCGAAGGAUGAAAUUGGCUCAUACACAAGCACAGCUUGAAUUUGAAGAUUCAGUUAAUCCAAAUGGCUUUAUGAACGAAAUGUAGCGUAAUGAAGCUGCACUCAGAGAUUUGUUGACGCGGGAGCAUAAUAUGGUUAUUAUAAGGGGGAAAACGAUGCUGGUUUCAGCUCUGUACAUGUCUUGUAAAGAUGUAGAUAUGUAGAAUUGGUCAGUUUGCCCCUUACAUUACUAUUUUCGAUUCAGAGAUUUCGCAUCUCUGACAUUUUCAGUUCCUAGUUAUGUUUUCUUUUGUUUGGAGGGAAAUCGUGUACUGUGUAAGAUGACUGUUGGAGGAUGUAAUGCUUGAUUCCUCUUCAGCUGUAAAAACUUAGUGAUGCCCCAUAUAUUCCAUUAUGGUCGUCCAGUC